This is a messenger RNA of Polistes canadensis, 3772 nucleotides long. RefSeq names its product monocarboxylate transporter 12-like. The record is from RefSeq and is a predicted model, not a curated record. The coding region runs from base 356 to 3376 and encodes 1006 amino acids. The transcript is spliced from 8 exons. Lineage: Eukaryota; Metazoa; Arthropoda; Insecta; Hymenoptera; Vespidae. Gene Ontology annotation, biological process: transmembrane transport. Gene Ontology annotation, molecular function: monocarboxylic acid transmembrane transporter activity.
GGUGAUAUAAAAAAAAAAAUACAAAAUUGAAAAUAAAAGAAAUCUACAAAAAAAAUGUUAUCCUCGGAGUGUGCGAGCUUUAUCGCGUACGUUUGGAAUCAAAAAUAUGUAUUAUUGAUAAAUGAAUUAAAAAUUGUAAAUAGAUUAUUUGCACAUACUGUCGUAUGGAUUAUCACGUGGUUAGAAAAGAAGAUACUCUAUUGUCGAUUAUCAAGAUUUUUCACGGGAAAAUUGAUGAUCGUGGAGAAAAUGAAAAUAACUGCGUGGUCGAAAAAAGAAAAAGGCUCGAUGAUAAUCGAUCGAAACGGUCCAUAAGAUAUUUUCGUAUUAUAAUUGAAAGAAAGGUGUCGGUGAGAUGACGGUUCGUCGAGAGGACGGUCAAGGAAUGAGACAUAGCAAUUCUUGGCCGAAUAGAUCGCAAAGGACCGUACGGGUCCGUGUUGAUCCACUUUCGCGUGCUUUUACUAUAAUUUCGACUAAUAGAUCGGAAGAAGAUGAUGAAGAAGAAGAAGAAGAAGAAGAAGAAGAUGAAGAAAAUAAUCAGGAAAAAAAUCGAGAUAAAAAGGAAAAAGAAGAAGUAGAAGAAAAAUAUGAACUGAAGAUCAUUGGUAAAUCUUUGACACAUUGCUCGACGAACAAAGAUAAAAUUAAAGACGAAGAAAAAGAUGAUAAUGUUGAUCGGAUAGUAGGGAUCGAUCGAAAAUCUAAACGACACAGUGAAUUUCAAAGGAAGACGUUACAUUCGUCGCUGAGGGCGCUCAAUCGGCACCGACUUUAUGUCGAAACGUCGGCAUUAUCCUCGACGAUCUCGACAGCCAGCAGGCGAAGAAGAAGAAGAAGAAGAAGUAGCAGCAGCAUCAGCAACAGCAACAGCAAUAGUAACAGCAGCAUCGAACUGAAGAUCUUCGACGUUGCUUCGAUCGAUUUAAGGGACGACGUUAAGGAUAAUAAAGAAGGUUCUUCUUUACUGGUCGAUACGAGUCAGUUAGCAAAAGAAGAAAAAGAAAAAGAAGAAGAAGAAGAAGAAGAAAAGAAAGGAGAAGAAAAGGAGAAAGAUGAAGAUAAAGAUGAAGAUAAAAAUAAAAUAGGAAAGCCUACGGUCGUGCUGACGCCGCAUAUCGAGAUCGUUGACUACGAUCGAAUCGGCGGCACGAGUUCGCAAAGCGAUCGCCAUGCUUGCCCCAAGUGCACUUCGGAAGGACAACUAAGAUUACAGGUCGAUCCAUUUCGAUCCCCGAUUACGUACGAUGCCUCGAACGGUGCAUGCUCGAUAAAUGGAACACAAACACGUACGCAAAGUAUUCUCAAUAGGAAAAAGAGGCAAAUCGAUAGAUCUAAUAUUCCCGGUAGAAGCACUUGGCCCGAUGGACGUAUCGCAUCCUUUGCCACUGGUUAUUUAGCUAAAAGAGAAUUAAACUUUGGUAGGAAAAAAAGAAAUGAAUUGUCUGCAGUAAAUCAACAAACUUGUCGACCAUACGAUCUUUGUAAAGAGGCAACGUUAAGGAGACAUUAUUAUCCUGAGGGUGGUUGGGGAUACGUCAUCGUCACGUGUUCCAUGUUAGUACAUUUUCUUGGUGUAGGAUUGCAAUUCGCUGCACCCGGAACUUGGCAUCGUUCUGCUGAACUUAAAUUUGAUCAUCCUCCUCUUCACAGCGCAGGAUGGCUCGGUGCAAUGUCCACUGGCGUAGCCUUGCUGGUGUCACCCGUAACGAUAGCCUUUUGUAGAAGAAAAAGCACCAGAGUUACGGCCGUUUUGGGUGGCCUCGUUACGGCACUCGGAUGCCUCUUCACGUCCUUCGCCUCGCAAUUUCAUCAAUUGUUCUUCAGCUAUGGUACCAUGGUGGGCAUAGGUGUGAGUAUGACAAGAGAUUGCAGUACACUAAUGGUAGCACAAUAUUUCAAACGAAAAAGAGAACUAGUUGAAAUCUUCAUCGUUUCUGGAAGUGGUCUGGGUAUAGCAGUCAUGUCAGCCUUUAUAAAAGGCACCAUUAGCAAAAUAGGUUGGCGACUGGGUCUUCAAGCGGUGACAGGUGUUGUCUUCCUUACGUUCAUUUUAGGAACAUUUUAUCGUAGUGCUUCGCUUUAUCAUCCUCAACGUCGAGCAAUAUUACAUUUGAAGAAUCAAAAGAGAAAGAUUAAGGAUAAAAACAAAACCGACGACAGACCACCGUUCUUUGAUUUCAGCACGCUCAAAAGUAAAACCGUGAGAAUAUUAUUGGUCUCAACAGGAAUAUCAGCAUUCGGGAUUAACACGCCGAUAUUUUAUCUGGCUCAUCAAGCGGAAGAGGAAGGACUCGGUGACACCGUUGUAUUACUCCAAGCUUAUCUCGGAUUGGCUUGGACCCUUGGCUGCGUUGCCUUUGGUCUUUUGGUCGUUCAUCGAAACGUCGAGUGCAGAAUUGCAAGGCAAUACCUUACACAAGCCGCUGUAUUCGUAUGCGGGCUUUGCAUUCUUGCUCUUACCGCAGUUCAAGGAAAUUAUCACGGAUACGUUAUGUUCACAUGGAUUUACGGCAUCUUUUGUGGUGGCUAUCAUUACAGUCUUAAGAUGUAUACGUACGAGAGGGUAAGAGCCAGGAAUUUUGCCAGAACUUGGGGAUUCGUUCAAUGUUCUCAGGCUAUACCCAUUGCUAUUGGUGUGCCAAUUUCUGGAUACAUAAAUGAUGGUUGCGGUGGUAAAGCAGGUUAUUAUUUUAGCUCGACUUGCGUUUUAGUCGGUAGUUUCACUUUAUUCUUCAUAGAUCUUCAUAGACGAAAUUUAUCAAAACACAAGCAUACCAGAGCAAAUGGUAGCAAGCAUCUAUGCGUUCUUGGUAAUUGUCCUCAACAACGGAGACCGUCAUUCAGUCAUGAACAAGAAAAUGAUGGUACGCACGUGGCAGCUGCUGGUGCAGCUGCUGCUGCUCUUGUACUUGGAGCUGAACUUGGACCGACACCCGGUGACAUGAUAGACGCAUUGGGAGCAGACAAACCAGAACUUACGUGUAUUUCCGAGGAAGGUAUAGCCGAUAUGGAUCUGCCGGAUAAUCUUCUCGAAGAUUUAGAUUACAUCGGUGACUGUAUAACCUCGUGCAACAAGGUUGAAAACUACCUCAUGCUUUCUGAAUUUGAAAACAAUCUUAUCGCAGAAAUGCCGAUUAUUAUGGGCCGGCGAGGUCGCAGGUGGUCCUUGGCACGGUCGAAGGCUGGUCAAACAACAACUACAACAGCUUGUAGCGGCCAACAACAAGCAACGAGUAGUACUAAUGCAGUGGCAGGCAACUCACCAAUCCAGGAGGAAGAUACGAACGAUACGAACGUCAAGUGGCACCUUGGAAGUCAGCCUACCAACACUAAUAGUCGAACGAUUACGGUCAUCGACGAAGCCAGUACGUAAUUUCAACGACUAAAGAAUAUCCUGCGAAACAGAAAAAGAAAAAAAAGAAAAUAAAAUAAAAUAAGAUAAAAAGGAAGAAGAAAAGAAAAAGGAAGAGGAACAAAGAAACGUUAUCCAGUAAAGGAAAAAGAUAAUUUAGUUAUAAUGGCACGGGAACGAAUCUUUUGUAUAGGACAAUUUCGGUUCGUAAAUAUUAAUAAUAAUAAUAAUAAUAAUAAUAAUAAUAAUAACAACUAAAGGAAUAUAAUCUACUCUAAACGAGGACAGAAAUAUACAAAAAGAGUAGUAGAAUUUUGUUAUAAAUUAAAAUUUCAAACAAUCUGACCGCGGCGGUCUGCUUUUUCUGAUAUUUAUAUACGAUAAUUCGAUAAUAGAGAUUCUUCCUCUUUUUUUUCU